Condylura cristata (star-nosed mole) is the source of this 1140-nucleotide messenger RNA. RefSeq names its product olfactory receptor 10G2-like. Gene Ontology annotation, molecular function: olfactory receptor activity; G protein-coupled receptor activity. Gene Ontology annotation, biological process: G protein-coupled receptor signaling pathway. The record is from RefSeq and is a predicted model, not a curated record. Gene Ontology annotation, cellular component: membrane. NCBI's taxonomy places the organism in Eukaryota, Metazoa, Chordata, Mammalia, Eulipotyphla, Talpidae.
AUGGGGCAGACCAAAAACACAUCGCUGGACACAACAGUGACAGAAGUCAUUCCGCUGGGCUUCUCUCACCCCCUAGACCUGAGGCUCCUGCUCUUCCUGGUCUUCUUGGUCGUUUACACCCUGACUCAGCUGGGGAACCUGCUCAUUCCAGUCACCGUGUAGAUUGACCCAAAACUCCAUGCCCGGCCCAUGUACAUUCUUCUGGGCGUGCUCUCUCUGCUGAACAUGUCCUUCUCCUCUCUCACCAUUCCUCGAUUUAUACUGCAGUUCACUCCCACCAGCAAGGCAAUCCCACUCAGUGGCUGUGUGGCUCAACUGUAUUUGGGUCACUCCCUUGGCAGCACCCAGUGUUUCCUCCACACUGUGAGCUAUGACAGGUACCUGGCAAGAUGCCAGCCCCUGCGCUACCCCGUGCUCAUGAACGGGAGGUUGUGCACCAUCCCAGUGGCUGGAACCUGGGUGUCCGGCUCCAUCUGUGGGGCUAUCCAGGCCACCCUGACUUUCCACCUGCCCUACUGUGGGCCCAGUGAAGUAGCUUAUUUCUUUUGUGACAUCCCUGCAGUGUUGGUACUGGCUGACACGACUAUCGAUGAACUUGACUUUGUGGACAUCGGGGUGGCGGCCGCCAGCUGCUUCAUGUGAAUUCUGCUCUCCUAUGCCAGCAUAGUCUAUGCCAUCCUGAAGAUGUGCACUGCCGAGGGGCGGCACACAGCUUUCUCCACCGGUGGCUCCCUCCUAGCCGCGGUCACACUCUAUUAUGUGCCCUGCACUUUCACCUACAUUCGGGCUGGCUCCAGAAGUCCCCUGGAUGGGGCAGUGACCGUUUUUUACAUUAUUGUCACUGCAUUACUGAAUCCCAUCAUCUAUACACUGAGGAACCAGGAUGUGAAGUCUGCCCUGAAGCAAGUCCAGGGAGUACAUAAAGUGUUUGCUGACCUCUGUUCUAGACAAUACAACACCAAGGUGACUUGGGAGCUAGAAAGAUUAUCACAAGUGUUUAAGGAUAUGUGGAAUAGUUCACUUUCAAAGUAUUCUCUCAAGGACUACACCAUGCCUAUAUAUUUGAAGAAGAUGUGGAGAAAAUAUUCAAGCUAUUCCAAAGAUCAGAAGAUAAGGUGUCAGGCCAACCUCAAGGACUAA